CAAGGAGCUAGCAGAAGUAGGAGUCAACAAAUCUGAACAAGCACAGCAUUGAACACUUCCCCUGUGAACCCUUACCCUAAACUGGUCCCGUUGCUACCCACCGAAUUUAACCCUUUUUAGCAGGGAACACGCCCAAUACAUCAGAGCCGGCCGCUUGCUCAGCUCCAUGCCAACAUACCACCAUAAACGCAACAGCAGGAGGCCGGGGCAGGAGAGAAAAAAGCUCCUGCCGCCGCAGGCUAGCUGCGUAGGUCUCCUCCCCCUAGCCUGCUUCCCUACACAUUCCCCUUACCCUAAGCGCGCUCUUGGGGGGCGGCAAUGAGCGAGCGAGACGCGCAGCACGUCGGCGGCAGCCCCCCGGACACGGCCAUCGAGUCGUUCUCGCAGCUCCCCUUCGUCCGCCCCAAGCCGCCGCAGCCGGCGUCCUCCUCCAGCCCCUCGCCGAUCCGGCUGUUCGGCUUCGAGGUUCCACCCGACGCCGCCACGUCCUCCACCGCCACCAGCGACGCUGCCACGUCCAGCGCCACCGCGGGGAGCCAGGCGGCGGGGUCGGGUGCGGGCGGAGGCGAAGGCGACGGCGGCGGCGGCAGCGGAGGGCGCAAGUUCGAGUGCCACUACUGCUGCCGGAACUUCCCGACGUCGCAGGCGCUGGGCGGGCACCAGAACGCGCACAAGCGGGAGCGGCAGCACGCGAAGCGCGCGCAGUACCAGAGCGCCAUGGCCACGCACCACGCCCACUACCCCGGCCACCCCCACGCGUACCCCGCCUUCACCAGCUACCACCACCACCGCUUCGGCAUGGCGCGCUACGAGCCCCCGCCGGGGCCGCCGCCGCACUACCCCUCGUGGUCCAGCCACCUCCCGCAGGCUGCUCCGCCCGUGGUGCCCAGGUACUACGCCGGGGCCGGCUCCCUGUCGCAGCCGAUCAACGGCAGCCCGGUCCCGGCCGCCGCGCUCUGGCGGGUCCCGGCCGUCACCGUGGCCGCGCCGCUGGCACGCCAAGAGCGGCCAGCGCCGCUGUCCCUGCCAGGACGUGAGGAGGCAAUGGCAGCAGGAGCAAGAAGAGGGAACGCAGCAGCGGGGCAGGGCGGCUCGCGACUAUCCCUGUCCUCCUCGUCCUCCUCGUCCACCUCCUCGCAGCAUGAACGCCGCCGGGGAGAUGCUGCUGAGAACAGAGAGAAUGUGAGUCUGGAUCUCACCUUGUAAUUCUAGAGAGGAAAAAUGGGUGUGAUCAUUUAGCGGGUUUUCGUGAUGACUGAGGGAAAAAACUAUUCUUCUUUAGCUCUUGAAAUUGUUUAAUUAGGUAGCGGCGCUCGGUUGAGAGAUUCAUUUGUUCUACUUCAAUUUCUUUGUGAGAAAUGGGAGACAA
Messenger RNA from Panicum hallii, 1369 nucleotides. Its product is annotated as zinc finger protein 8-like. Bases 319 to 1206 code for a protein of 295 amino acids. Gene Ontology annotation, biological process: trichome differentiation; trichome morphogenesis; response to gibberellin. Gene Ontology annotation, molecular function: DNA-binding transcription factor activity. The transcript has a single exon. Lineage: Eukaryota; Viridiplantae; Streptophyta; Magnoliopsida; Poales; Poaceae. The record is from RefSeq and is a predicted model, not a curated record.